Molecule: messenger RNA, 2754 nt
Organism: Andrographis paniculata
Lineage: Eukaryota; Viridiplantae; Streptophyta; Magnoliopsida; Lamiales; Acanthaceae
Product: glutamate receptor 2.7-like
Exons: 5
Coding region: 3-2687 (894 amino acids)
Cellular component (GO): plasma membrane
Molecular function (GO): signaling receptor activity; ligand-gated monoatomic ion channel activity
Source: RefSeq, a predicted model, not a curated record
UGAUGAGGAUUGGGGGCUUUAUCUUUUUGUAUGUGGUGUUGUUUGGAUUUCCUGAUUGCUUCAGUUCGUAUGAGUAUGACUGCGUGGGUUCGAUGCCUUAUGAUUUUACCGUUGAUGGCAGUAAUAAUAAUAGGAUUAUCAUCAACAUUGGUCUGAUUGCAGACAUGGAAUCAUCGAGCUGGGAGGGGAAGGUCGUACGGAGCUCCAUUUCCAUGGCUUUGGGGGACUUUUACAACCUCAAUGGAGGGUACAGAACCAGGAUUGUUCUUCAUGUCAGAGAUUCUAAGGGAGAUUCUCUGCAAUCUGUAACUGCUGCUCUCGAUCUUUUGGAGAAUUUCGAAGUCGAUGCAAUAAUCAUCCCAAGAAUUUCAAGUGAAGAGUUGUUUCUAUCCAGGCUUGGGGACAAAGUUAAAGUCCCACUCUUAUCGUUUUCUUCAUUUCCAUCAUCACAUCAUCAACAUCAUCCUUAUUUCAUUCAAGUUGCAGAAGAUGAGAUCAAUCAGUUCCAUGGAAUUGCUUCCUUCAUAAAAAAAUUCAAAUGGAAAAGCUUCGUGUAUUUCUACGAGGAUACCGUCGACGCAAGACUAAUGCAAACAUACAUUGAUGACAUAAUAUUCGAGGAGGAUCACUCGAUCAAUAUCACAUAUCGAGCAGCCAUUUCUCUUCAAGCCACAGAUGAUCAAAUCAGGAAUGAACUUCAUAAGCUAAAGCUGAUCAAUGCCUCUAUUUUUGUUGUUCACUUGUCACGCUUUUUGGCGUUGCGCGUAUUUGUGAACGCAAAAAAAUUAGGGAUGAUGAGCAAGGGCUCGGCGUGGAUCUUGACUACUAAGGCCAUGAAUUUCUGGGAACCUCAGGAGUCUUCAUUUUGCGGGUCGAUGAUAGGAGUAAUGGGUUUCAGAAUCUACAUUUCAGAGUCGAAUAAGCUUCGAAAUUUAACUUCUAGAUGGAGAAGGGAUUUUCAACACAUUUUUGAAUCCAACUCGACAAUCAGGGAGCCGAAUAUAGUUGCUAUUUGGGCAUAUAACGCCGCUUGGGCUAUAGCAAAAGCAGUCGAAAAUGAAGGACUACAAACCUCUAAAAAUCAGGCUAAUGUUUCGACAAAAAAACCAUUGGAUUUUUCUCGAAUAAGAGUUUCAAAUAGAGGUCCAUCGAUCAUGAAUGCAAUCAAGAACAUCAAAUUUACCGGAUUAGGAGGCGAGUUUCGGAUAAAAGAUCAGAAAUUAGUACAAGAUAAGUAUGAAAUACUAAAUGUGGUUUGUAAAGUGGAGAGACGCGUAGGUUUUUGGACGUCGAAUUAUGGUCUUAGUAAGAGUGUAUCUUCAUGCCACAAUUUUUCCGCGAACAGUCUUGAAAGUAUUGUCUGGCCGGGGUUUGCAUUCACGGCGCCACAAAUUUCAUCGAUCUUGAUUAGUCGAAAAAGCUUUAGAGUUGGGAUUCCAUCAAAAGGAAGGUUCCCUGAAUUGAUACACACUAAAUAUGGUCCGAAAAAUAAUGAAGUAACUUUUAGUGGAUUUUGUAUGGAUGUUUUCGAAGCUGCUCUCGACAGAUUUCCGGAUAAGAUAUCCCCUGAAUAUGUUCCGUUCGACAAUGAAAACAACAGCUACCCUGACCUUGUCCGUCAAGUCUAUCUCGGGACUUUCGACGCUGCCGGGGGAGACAUAAGUAUAGUUUCGAAUAGGUCAAUGUACGUCGACUUCACGGUGCCGUACACAGAUCUAGGGUUGGCAGUCAUGGUAAAACUCAGCAACAAUGACCCUUGGUUUUUCUUGAAGCCACUCAGUAUGGAGCUUUGGAUAGUAAGUGCCUGUUCUUUCGUUCUGACGGGGUUCAUCGUCUGGCUUAUCGAGCACCGUAUUAAUGAAGAGUUUCAAGGUUCUAUAGCGCAGCAAAUCGGGGCUGCAUUGUGGUUUGCUGUCUCAACUCUUGUUUAUGCUCACAGAGAAAGAUUGCGUAGUAAUAUCUCUAGAUUUGUCGUGGGCGUGUGGCUUUUCGUUGUCUUAAUACUUACCUCGAGCUACAUUGCGAAUUUGAGUUCGCUAUUGACAGUUGCGCAAUUUAAGUUGUCGAGAAGUCAGCAAAUUGGCUACUCGAGCUCUUCUUUUAUACACGGGUUGAUCACCGGGAACAGUAAAAUUUUCAGCGAAAACAGAUUCAGCCAUUAUAAACAUCCCGAGCAGGUUUUCGAGGCUGUAAGAAGAGGAAGUAAAAAUGGCGGCGUGGACGCGAUAAUUGAAGAAGUACCUUAUAUAAAAACACUCGUAGCAAGGUAUCCUCGCGAGUUCGCCAUGGUUAAAUCCUCGCUCCAAACAAGUGGAUUCGGCUUUGCGUUCCCUAAAGGAUCACCGCUGGUUCAUGAGAUGUCGAGGGCGAUAUCUCAGCUUAGAGAAGAAGGAAAACUUCUCGAAAUAGAGAACAAAUGGCUCAAAGGAAAAUCGCCACGCGACAGCGAUCCAUCUAAGUUAAUCCCUCUCAAGUUGGAUCAAUUCGCCGGCCUGUUUCUCAUCAACGGUAUUUCUGAACUUGCGGCUAUGCUAAUAUUUAUUAUGUUUAUAUUUCGUGAAAAACUUUCGACGGGCUUCGGGUUCCUGGCAAUCUUAGCUAGACGAAAAUUGGUAUGCACUUUGAGGUCCUUGAACCCUAGAAUGAACACCACCAUGGCUGCUCAUGAACCUCCAUAUAAUGAUUGAGAUAUAUGUAUAUAUAUAUAUGUAUUAAUGUAUGUAUAUGUACUUGUGUUGGUGGCUCCAUAUGAUA